Molecule: messenger RNA, 5301 nt
Organism: Saccostrea echinata
Lineage: Eukaryota; Metazoa; Mollusca; Bivalvia; Ostreida; Ostreidae
Product: RING finger and SPRY domain-containing protein 1-like
Exons: 15
Coding region: 196-2046 (616 amino acids)
Cellular component (GO): cytoplasm
Molecular function (GO): protein binding; ubiquitin-protein transferase activity
Source: RefSeq, a predicted model, not a curated record
UCAGUGAUACAGACAUCUAUAUGUAACUCUAAAGACAAUACAGAAGUUCACCUUUUUGAUGGAACACAACUUUAUCUUUUAUCUUAGUUUCACAUUAUUUGGAAAUCAGUCAUUAUUCUGUGGGAAAAUUUGAGUGCAAAAGGAAGCCCUGGAAAUGUUUGAUAGGACAGUACAUGAAUCUGUGUGUUAAGUGAUAUGAUAGUUACAACAUGGAUCCUAUAUAUACAUAGGAAUAUUUUAUCUCAGCUUUUACAGACUGUUUAUUGUUACAUAAUAUACAAGAUGGGUUCUUGUGUGUGCAAAGAAAAACAUGUGAACCAAGGAGCUAUACGACAAACGGAAAGUAGUCAUUUAAGCCAGGGUCAGAGGUCACAAAGAGGAGGAACAUCAUCGGGGAGAAGAGGUAUUUCCUCACAUUCCAAUUCCCGUAGUUCUUCCAGAAGAUGCGCAAAUGUGGAUUCCCUAGUUCUAGAAACUCUAUCACUCAUUAGGACACUGGUGGACAAUGACCAGGGACCUCCCCAGGCUAUGUUGCUGUUGCAUCGUGUUGCAGAGGCUGAGGAUGGGUGGCUUGAUGUUGUCAAGUCUUUAGUGGUUUCCAUUCCUCUAGAUGAUCCCCUUGGUCCAGCGGUGGUCACUCUGCUGUUGGAUGAGUGUCCCCUACCCACAAAGGAUGCUAUUUUACUCCUGUACAAAAAUUUGAAGUUGAUGCCCAAUAGUUCAGCCAAAGAAUACAGUUCUGUCAGCUGUCAAAGAAAUAUUGGCGUUGUGUUAGGAUGUCUAGCAGAAAAAAUGGCAGGUCCAAAUGCAAUUGAUAUUCUGACAGAAGAUGUUCUCAAGUACCUCUUGUCAAACCUGAAUGACAAACUUGAGCCAGCUGUGAUUCUACAUGCCUUGGUGGCACUGGAAAAGUUUGCCCAAACUAGUGAAAAUAAAACAACUAUAAAUAAAAGUUUACGAGAAUGUGACCCUAAUCCCUUAGAAAUCCUUGAAAAAUGGUGGCGCCAUGAAAAAUACAGCCUGCGGGAAGUUGGUUUCUGUGCCCGGUGGUGUCUUGAUAACUUAUUUGUGACUGAGAAUCGUGAAUUUUCCUACACAAAGGAAGAUUUAAAGAAUAUUAAUGUGAUGUUGAAUAGUAAAGAUGUUAGUGAAUACCUGAAAAUUUCUCCUGAUGGCUUAGAGGCCAGAUGUGAUGCUUCUUCCUUUGAAAGUGUUCGAUGCACAUUCCAGGUGAAUUCUGGGAUAUGGUAUUAUGAGGUCACCCUUUUAACAGAUGGGGUGAUGCAGAUUGGAUGGGCAACAAAAUCCAGCAGUUUUCUAAACCAUGAAGGUUAUGGUAUUGGAGAUGAUGAGUAUUCCAUUUCAUAUGAUGGAUGUCGUCAGCUAAUAUGGUUCAAGUCCGAGAGUCGACCAAUAACACUGCCUUGUUGGAAAGCUGGUGACACUCUUGGACUACUACUCAACGUAGAGAAGCAAGAACUGGUGUUUUAUCUGAAUGGGGAGGGACUACCGCCCAACAAUGAAUUAUUCCAGCAUGCAAGAGAGGGUUUCUUUGCUGCUGCUAGUUUUAUGUCCUACCAACAGUGCUAUUUUAAUUUUGGGGCCAAACCUUACAGAUAUCCCCCUAAGGACAUCGCAUUUAAAAGCUUUAAUGAUUAUGGGCAUUUGUCUGAGGAGGAAAAAGUCAUACUCCCAAGACAUAUGAAAUUAGAACUGCUGAAGAAUUUAAAUGUCAAAGAAGGGGCCUGCACGCUUUGUUUUGAUCAGCUGGCUAAUUACUAUCUGUCUCCAUGUAAUCACAGGGGCUUCUGCUAUCAGUGUACCCUCCAGAUUGAACUGUGUCCUAUAUGCCGAACAAAAAUUGAUGAGAGAAUUCAGGAAAACGUUACAGAAGAGAACAGCAAAUCCACACAGACCUCUAGCACAACCCAGGUCACUGACGUGUCAGUGAAUAGUGACCUGACUGAAAAGACUAAACUGGCCGCCAACGGCCAGACAGGAGGACAAGCAGGUGACAGUAAAGAAGGCUCCGAUCACAUCUCAUAGCCAAGGCUUCCCCCGGGGUCAGGCCUGAUGCAGUAUUGAACCCCAACUAUUUUAUCACCUCACACUUUUAAAGAGAAUCAAAUUUGUUUUAUUUUGUGUUAUGAAAAGUACACCAAGUAGAAGACAUUAUUUUUAACUAUUAGUAAAUAAAAAGUUUUCUGUAUGGUUUUUUUCCUUAACAAUUUUUUAACUUAUGAUGUGAGCUGAUUUUUUUUUGUUGUUGUUGGUGUGUUGGGGGUGGAAAUGAGGUGGGGGGUUUUGAUUGUAGCUGUCAUCAGAUUUCCGGGAUAUUGAUGUUAAGUUUCUCUGUAAGACGUUGAUUUUGUUAUUUUUCUGAAGUGAAUUUAUUGUGUGCAUUAAAGAAAUUCUUUUACCUUAAGAAGCAUUUUUUCCCAAGAAGCACAUAUGUAAUUGAUACGUAAAAGAAUUUGUUUGAAAGGUUUUUUUUAAUUUUCUCUCUCUCUCCAUGAAUACAAUUAAUACAAGCAGUAAAAGGAAAAUUAAAAAUAAAAUCAUGUUUCUUAAAUUACACUCAAAUUGUAAACUGGGAGACGUAUAUCCCUGCAUCUGCAUCAUGAACAGUGAACACCGAAUUAAGUAGAUUACUUUUUGCCAAAGAAAACAUCUCAAAUUUACUAGUUAUUCUAAUUUUCUCAGAUAUCUUGCAGACAUUCGAAAAUAUUCCUGGAUUUGUAUCUUCAAAAGGAUCCAUCUUACGGUAAUACCAAAGACUUCCUGAGUGUCUCAAAAAGUUCAGGAACAAGAAUUAGAGAUAAGCUGGCAACAAAAGUGCACAUAUUAUCAAAAUUUUUUUUCUCCCUUUGUAGAACUGAAUUUUUUCAAUUUGUUUACAUUUUUCUUUGCGGAUCAUGACAACCAAUCAAAUACUGCACAGAUCCCAACAACCAAUCAAAUGCAUGCUAGGGUUUCACUGUGUGAGAGUGAUACAGCAACAAUGGAAGAAAUGCUUAUUUUUAAAUGAAGAUGUGAUUUUAAUCUAAGAAUUGAAUUAUUUAUGGAAUUAAUUAAUAUUGAAGCCUUAUCUCUGAUUCUCCUAGACUUUCAAUACUUUUACACAGUGAAGUGUACAAAACUAUUGUCACAGUAGUUAGAUUAUUGUUUCAGUACAAUGAUAUAAAAUAGAUGUUAGCUUAUUUACUGUAAACUUCAAUUUGCUUUAUUUAUAUUGCAGCUUAUUAACCUAAGAUAACCGUUUUUUGAGUACUAAUUACACACUUGUGAUCAGCAACUGAAGUUAUUGUACACCUGUUUGUUACAUUACCUGUAACAGCAGAUUAUGUUACCUGUACAUGUAAUACAUUACCUGUAACAGCAGAUUAUAUUAGCUGUACAUGUAAUACAUUACCUGUAACAGCAGAUUACAUUACCUGUACAUGUAAUACAUUACCUGUAACAGCAGAUUAUAUUAGCUGUACAUGUAAUACAUUACCUGUAACAGCAGAUUACAUUAGCUGUACAUGUAAUACAUUACCUGUAACAGCAGAUUACAUUACCUGUACAUGUAAUACAUUAGCUGUAACAGCAGAUUACAUUACAUAUAAUACAUUAGCUGUAACAGCAGAUUACAUUACCUGUACAUGUAAUACAUUAGCUGUAACAGCAGAUUACAUUACAUGUACAUGUAAUACAUUACCUGUAACAGCAGAUUACAUAACCUGUACAUGUAAUACAUUACCUGUAACAGCAGAUUACAUAACCUGUACAUGUAAUACAUUACCUGUAACAGCAGAUUACAUAACCUGUACAUGUAAUACAUUAUCUGUAACACCUGUCUCUCUAGUUAUGAUUGAUUUACAAACCUGUAUCUCUUUAGUCAUCUAAUGGAGAGUGAUUACAGUAUAUAAUACUAAGUAAAUGGUUGAUGCAGUGUAAACUCAAAAGAAAGAUUGAUAAUUGGGAUGUUUUUCCAAACUGCCAUAGUUAGAAUAUAUAAAUCAAACCUUGGUUGUUAAUUCAGUGAAUAUUGUGAUUAUUUGAAAAAUUCAUUGCAGCACAAUUAGUUAACAAACUGAUCUAGUUAUCUUUUUGGCUUGUAUUUAGUUGUCUUGUAUGACACUGAAUGAGAUUUCUUAAAAGGCUUGUACAAAACAGUCACAUAUUUCAAUUUUUUUUGGAUUUUUUUUUCAUGUCCAUUAUGCUUUAAAGGUAUUAUCUUUAUCUUUGAGUAAGUUAAGCUAGAGAGAGCCUUGUGAAUAUUUUUUUAUUUACAUUCAAGCUGUGAUAUUUCUUAUUAAGUUACAUUAUUGUAGUUUUAUAUUAUUGUGAGACCUCUUAACUGUUCAUACAAGAAAUUCUGGAGGACAUCUCUUUGUUAAAUACCAAAAAUACUUAUAAUCAUUGUUUUCUUCUGAUUUCUGAACUUUUUUCAAAGUGUCUGAAAAAGAUAUAUAAACUAAAAAGGGUGAUAUCAGCAAUUCAAGUGAUUUCCAGUGAAAUUAUAUAGGAUUCAAAUUCUUAGGAAAAAUCAUAUAUUUUUAAGGAACUUAUCUUCUGACCUUAAAUCACAGAAAUGCACCACUCUUUUCUCUAUUUUUUGUUUGAUUCAGUGCCAACAACAUAUUCAAAGUGUGGUCUCCUCUUAAAUUAAAAUAUUUUUUCAUGUGCAAGAAAAACAUUUAUAUGUUUUAUUUCAACAUUAAAUUUAUUAAAUUAAGCUUUGGUGUUGACAAUAUUCAGAACAAAACUGUUGUACGAAUUGUAUCAAGAGAGACAACUCUUACUUCAAGUCCCCUGUAUGAUUUACCUGCUGCAGUUCUCUCUCUUUAGGCUGUGCUUACUGUUUGAUUGUACUUGCAUUAAUUAAGGUAAAGUAUUUGAUGAGGUCUGAACUUAAAAUGGUCUCUCUCUCUCAUGUAAAGAUUUUGUUCUAGUGCAGGACCUUUAUCUUGCAUAUUUGAUUAAUUUUUUGUCUUUUUUUCCAUGUUAAUCCAUAGAGCCCUCUUAGAUUCAGAAACAGAUCCUAACAAAUGUAACUCGGCACAAUGCUGCAUCAUUUUUUUGCUACAUCAUUAAAGGUCUAGUAUCUUUGAGCAGAUACCUUUUUUAAUUCUGCUGCGACAGGUGUAUAAUUUAUACCUGGUAUUUUGAGGGCUUUCAUAAUUAUAAAAUUGUUGUCUUUGGUACACAGUUGAAUUAUUAUUCAAACCAUGCAUAAAGUGUUACAUCUUGUUUUAUAUUAGACAUAAUCAGUUUUUUUUCCAAUAAUCUUAAUUAAAAUACAAAUACUUGAAGUGA